UCGGAGCCGCCGGUUCGAGUCCCGCGCCCGCGCCCCGCCCGGCUGAGAUGCCAACRCUCCGGUGAGCAGCGAAGGCACAGCCAGGGUGGCAGAAUCCAUGGAAUAGAGCGGGCGAGUCCCGGCGCGGUGUCUCCGAGCAGGACCCGGACCAGCCCGAGCCAGGGACAGCAGCCGGACAUGCCAGAGCCAGCCCCGCUCGGCGGGGACAGGAAAGCGGCCGAGAAGAAGCGGGUGGAGAAGGUGGGAGCCAAGGGCAGCGCUGCCGGGCCUCCAGUCCCGCGGAGCCUCCCCGUGCAGAGCAAGGCGGAGCCGCCCGGCCUGGACCCCGCGGAGGAGCCGCUGCUCUGGGAAGGGCUCACCCUCAACAAGUGCAUCCUGGUGGCCUCCGUGGUCGCCCUGCUCAGCGUCACCUUCCAGGUGCUCCAAGCGCCAUGCUCCAAGGAGGGGAUCGACCGCGCCCGCCCGGAGCCUCCGCCGCCUCCCAUUCCCGAGAUCGUCAGCCCCAAGGAGGAGGAGAUCCCGGAGGUGGUGACAGCCCAGCCCGCGCCGCCGCCGGAGAGCAGCGUGGCCGAGGAUGACGGGGAUGAUGAAGAUGGUGACGAUGACUAUGACAGCGAAGCUGACAGCAAYCUGGGAGAACCCUGGAUCUUCAAGAAGUGGUUUGGCCGUGCGACACCAGAGGAUGAGGACAAGRAUGGGGACAAUGAUGAGGAUGGGGACAAGGAUGAGGAUGAGGAGAAGGAUGAGGACAAGGACGAAGAACCUGCAGAUGUCCCCGAGGUGCCGCCGCCUGUGAUGGAGGGGAAGAAGAGCCAGGAGAAGCAGGAGAAGAAGGUGGAGAAGAAGGUGGAGAAGAAGGAGGAGGAGGAAGACGAGGAGGAAGAAGAAGAAAAGGAGGAGAAGGAGGAAGAAAAAGAGGAGAAGGAGGAGGACGAGGAGGAUGAAGAGAAGGAGGAGGAAGAGAAGGAGGAGAAGGAGGAGAAGAAGAAGAAGGAGGAGAAGAAGGAGAAAGGCCGGGAAGGCCGUGCCGUCCAUGCGGAGCGGAGCAGCCGGAGGGAGGCACGAGCCAAGGACAGGACAACGGGGGACAAACCUGGCAGAGCCCCCAGGGCCCCCAGGGAACCCGAGCAGCAGCCGCAGAAAAAGCGAGACCGGGAGAGGAAGGAGAGGAAGGAGAGACGGCGGGAGCGGGACGAGCCCAGGAGGGAGGGGUGGAAGGGCCGUCCCGGCAGGGCCGACGGCGGGCGGGAGAGCCCGAGGCGGGACUGGAAGCAGCAGAAGGGCCGGAAGCCCUGGGAGCCGGCACCGGGCAGGGACGGCAGGGCCAGGGAGGGCAAGAGGCGCGACUGAGGCCGGGGAGGGCGAGGGGCUCGGUGGCGCUGGAGCCGGGGGUCCCGGAGGAUCCGGGGGGAUCCAAUCCCACCACUGCCCCCACCAAGGGACCCCCGCCCGCUCUCCAGAGACACCCCCAGGCCCGGGCAGCACCCCAGGACCCCAGAGGAGCAGCUCAGGAGCCUCCCCGGGGACUUUGGACUCCCUGGAUCAGAYGCACAAAGGCGACCUGAAAGGACUCGUGGAAGUAGCUCCUCUUUGGGCCUCUCCAUCCCCACCCAAACCCCUCUGCAGUUCAUCUCCGCCCCUGUCCCGGUGAACAGAGUUAUGUCCAGACCCCGUAGCUCUUGGGUUAAUGGUUUUAUUGAAAGCAAAUCAAGAGAGAAGAACAUUCUGGGUUACGGAACCAGGCUGCAGCCGUCCUCACAGGGACAUCGGGACACUCCCCCCGAGCCACCCACCCCAGUGCCAUCGCUGUGGGGUGGCACAGUGCUGGUGACACAGCAGGGCUGGUGACACUCCCCCGGGGAUCCCUGCGAGGAAGCUUCGCCUUCUCCGAGUCGCUUUCAGGAAAGAAACACAAGAGCAAUAUCACACAGCCAGAGACGUUCACAGCCCCGAUCCACGGCAGGUUUCAGUAUUUGCUAAAUCAACAGUGGUUAAAAUAAACUAUUUUCAUUUUUAAUAAGGUAAAAACUGGAUGUUUAAAAAAGAAAAAAAAAGGAGAAAGGAAAAAGGAAAAAUGAGAAAAGCCCUUGUCCCUGGUUAUGUGUUUUGUCCCUGGUUAUGGUGUGUUUUUGGGGUCCCCCAAAUCCGAGGGGCUCAGGGUUAAUCGUGUGAAAUGGGAUUGGCGGGGACA
Molecule: messenger RNA, 2191 nt
Organism: Malurus melanocephalus (red-backed fairy wren)
Lineage: Eukaryota; Metazoa; Chordata; Aves; Passeriformes; Maluridae
Product: cilia- and flagella-associated protein 251-like
Exons: 7
Coding region: 178-1350 (390 amino acids)
Source: RefSeq, a predicted model, not a curated record